AUGAAGAUCUCGCGAUCCAUUCCAUUUACUGACACAUAUAUCAGCCAGACAAUCAGCGACAAAUACGGCGAGGACUCGCGGCUGAUCUACAACCUCGAGGACCAGGGCGGCGAAGCCUGCUCCCUGCGAUAUGAUCUCACCGUUCCCUUCGCACGUUGGCUCGCCAUGCGCAGUGACGUUCAGCACAUCAAGCGGUACCAGAUCGCCAAAGUGUAUCGCCGUGACCAGCCUGCCGUCUCCCGCGGGCGCCUUCGCGAGUUCUAUCAGUGCGAUUUCGACAUUGCGGGCAUCUACGAUCCCAUGAUCCCCGACGCUGAGAUCCUGCGCAUCAUUGCCGAGGUUUUUGAGGCGUUUGAUAUGGGCAUCACUAUCAAAAUGAACCACCGGAACAUCUUGGACGGCUUGUUCGCGGUGGCCGGAGUGCCAGAUGAUAAGAUUCGCCCGAUUAGCUCCGCUGUUGAUAAACUGGACAAGAUGUCAUGGGACGAAGUGAAGAAAGAGAUGGUCGAGAAGGGCCUUUCCGAAGAGGCCGCCGAGCACGUGGGCCUUUACGUGCAGCGCAGUGGCACCAUGCGCGAGAUGCUGUCCAGUCUGGAGGCAGACGCCAACCUGAUCAUGAAUCAGAAUGUGAAAGAAGGUGUGGCCGACCUCAAACUGCUUGCCACUUACAUAGAAGCCAUGGGCGUAGGUUCCAAGGUUUCGUUCGACCUAUCGCUAGCAAGGGGUCUGGAUUACUACACGGGGCUGAUCUACGAAAUCGUCCCUGACCGUAUUGAUGGCCAGUCCACUCAGGUCGGAAGCAUUGCUGCCGGAGGUCCCUAUGAUAACCUGGUAGGGAUGUACGGUCGACGUCCCGUGCCUUGCGUAGGUAUAUCAUUUGGAAUUGAUCGGAUCUUCACCCUCUUGGCUGAGCGACGCAAGAACAAGAAAGCCUCCGAGCUGGGCCGCGAGGCUGAUGUCUAUGUCAUGGCCUUUGGGGGCAAGGACUUCGAAGGCCUUUUGGUCGAGCGCAUGGAGGUGGCCCGACAGCUCUGGGAUGCAGGCAUCCGUGCCGAGUUCACUGCCAAAGUCAGACCCAAACCGCAACAGCAAUUCAGUGCCUCAGAGGGCGCGCCCGUCGCUGUCAUACUUGGUCAGGAGGAGCUAGAUGCGGGACAGGUUCGUGUCAAGCAACUUCACGUCGGGGACAGAAAUUCUGCACAGAAAGAUAAAGGACAGCUAGUUGCCAGACAGGAUGUGGUCGACGCAGUGAGAGCAUUGCUGGCGUUGAGCGUAGAGGGAUCAUGA
This is a messenger RNA of Verticillium dahliae VdLs.17, 1287 nucleotides long. Its product is annotated as histidyl-tRNA synthetase. The coding region runs from base 1 to 1287 and encodes 428 amino acids. Gene Ontology annotation, cellular component: mitochondrion; cytoplasm. Gene Ontology annotation, biological process: mitochondrial translation. The transcript has 2 exons. NCBI's taxonomy places the organism in Eukaryota, Fungi, Ascomycota, Sordariomycetes, Glomerellales, Plectosphaerellaceae. The record is from RefSeq and is a predicted model, not a curated record.